AAAAGAAAAGAGAGUUUGGAUCGAAUUGAAGGACUCGGGGGUAAGGGCAAGAGCUGUAAUCACAUGGAUAUUGUCGUAACUGGGGUCGUCUUCUUCCCCUUUUCUUUCUCUCUCCUCCUUCCUCCGUCGCCCUAACCUCCUCCAUUCUUUCCCAUGCUCCCCUAAGAAACUCCCCCUUUCUCCCUCCGCUUUCUCUCUCCUCCUCCUUUCCAGCUUCCAUGGCUGACGACAAGGAGCUACCUUCUACGGUAGUAGACGGCAAUGGUGCUGUUACUGGACACAUAAUUUCGACUACAAUUGGGGGUAAAAAUGGAGAACCUAAACAGACAAUCAGUUACAUGGCAGAAAGAGUUGUAGGCACUGGGUCUUUUGGAAUUGUAUUUCAGGCAAAGUGUUUGGAAACCGGAGAGACUGUAGCAAUUAAGAAGGUGUUGCAAGAUAGAAGGUAUAAGAACCGUGAGUUGCAGUUGAUGCGAGUGUUAGACCAUCCCAAUGUUAUUUCUCUCAAGCACUGUUUCUUCUCAACCACGAGUAAAGAUGAGCUUUUCCUCAACUUGGUGAUGGAGUAUGUUCCUGAGACCAUGUAUCGGGUUUUGAAGCACUACAGUAGUGCUAAUCAAAGAAUGCCACUCAUCUAUAUAAAAUUGUACACGUAUCAGAUCUUUAGAGGCUUGGCUUAUCUGCACAAUGUUCCGGGAGUUUGCCAUCGGGAUUUAAAGCCUCAAAAUGUUUUGGUCGAUCCCCUCACUCACCAAGUGAAAAUUUGCGAUUUUGGAAGCGCCAAAGUUCUUGUCAAGGGUGAAGCCAAUAUCUCCUACAUUUGCUCUCGGUUCUACCGAGCUCCUGAGCUUAUCUUUGGCGCCACUGAAUAUUCAUCUUCUAUAGAUAUAUGGUCUGCUGGUUGUGUUCUCGCAGAACUUCUGCUGGGCCAGCCAUUGUUUCCUGGGGAAAAUGCUGUUGAUCAGCUUGUUGAGAUAAUCAAGGUUCUUGGUACACCAACACGGGAAGAAAUUCGAUGCAUGAAUCCGAAUUACUCUGAUUUUAGGUUUCCCCAGAUAAAAGCAACUCCCUGGCACAAGGUUUUCCACAAACGCAUGCCUCCGGAAGCCAUUGAUCUGACUUCAAGGCUACUUCAGUACUCACCUAGUUUACGCUGCACUGCUUUGGAAGCAUGUGCACAUCCUUUCUUUGAUGAACUUCGGGAACCGAAUGCUCGCCUACCUAAUGGUCGCCCAUUGCCUCCUCUCUUCAAUUUUAAACAGGAACUGUCUGGAGCAUCUGGAGCUUCCUCAGAUCUAAUUAACAAGUUGAUUCCAGAGCACGUGAGGAGACAAUAUAGUCAUAAUUUGAUGCAUCCAACAGGGACAUAAUAUCAAAAUAGGGCAUGUGAUGUUUUUUGCUGGUUGGUGAGUGAGAUCUUGUGGAUUACCAUGAUCAAGAGCUUAGUCACAAAGUACGGAGGCAUCCCUAUAUAUACUUUUCUCGUCCAGAACAAGUAGGCAGUCUUUAUGCUGAACCUGCCUCUGCCUGAUUUAUUCAUCGCUCACUCAUUCUCACUGCCAAUGUGCUUUUUUGUCUGUAAAUUGUUGAUAGAAAGGUCAAUCUGAUAAUGUACUCAUUCGAAGUUAGUAGAGGAGGUUGUAAUUGUUAAUGGCUGAUUAGGAAAGACCGCUGAAGAGUGGUGGAGACAGAAAGGUGUAGUUGGUGGUGGGUGUAUUUUCUUGUCUAUUUUGUUUCCUCUGUAUGUUAUUCCUUAGUUUUUCCAUCUUCAUCGCACCAGAUGCGGACCUUGGACAGGGAGAAGUGUAGUACCAUUAUUAUCAAUCAUCCUGUGAAAAUUAAUGUUUGCUUACAA
Molecule: messenger RNA, 1855 nt
Organism: Spinacia oleracea (spinach)
Lineage: Eukaryota; Viridiplantae; Streptophyta; Magnoliopsida; Caryophyllales; Amaranthaceae
Product: shaggy-related protein kinase eta
Exons: 12
Coding region: 219-1370 (383 amino acids)
Biological process (GO): peptidyl-threonine phosphorylation; cell differentiation; brassinosteroid mediated signaling pathway
Cellular component (GO): cytoplasm; nucleus
Molecular function (GO): protein serine/threonine kinase activity; ATP binding
Source: RefSeq, a predicted model, not a curated record